This is a messenger RNA of Solanum dulcamara, 3819 nucleotides long. Its product is annotated as RNA polymerase II C-terminal domain phosphatase-like 2. Gene Ontology annotation, molecular function: RNA polymerase II CTD heptapeptide repeat phosphatase activity. The transcript has 14 exons. The coding region runs from base 222 to 2651 and encodes 809 amino acids. The record is from RefSeq and is a predicted model, not a curated record. Lineage: Eukaryota; Viridiplantae; Streptophyta; Magnoliopsida; Solanales; Solanaceae.
GAGCGAGAAAACGAGAGCAAUUGCAUAGUAUAGCGCGCCAGCUCUAGAGAGAGAAAUAGACAAAGGAGACAGCAAUGGAGUGAAGAGAGAGAGAGAGAGAGAAUUCUCUUCUAAUUUUUUUCCCUUCUCUCUGUAUUUUUUCAUCAUUGUUCAUCACAAUUUGCGUGAUUAACCGCCGGUUUGGAUUUGAAUUUUGAAUUCGGUGAAACUCUGCAUAAACGAUGAGUCUAGGGUUCAAAUCAGCUGUUUUUCAUGGAGAAACAUGUUUGGGAGAGCUUGAUACUGUACCUGUUAAGGAUCAGAACUUCCAAUUCCCAAACAACGAGAUACGGAUUCAUCAUAUCUCUUCAAUUAGUGAGCGGUGUCAUCCUCUCUCUAUUCUGCAAACAAUUUCAUCACCUGUUCGUUGUAAGCUUGAACCGAACUCGAAUUCAGCGCCAACCGGUUCUGAUCAGUCUCCGUUGAUAAAUCUUCAUGCCUCGUGUUUCUAUGAACUCAAGACUGCAGUAGUCUUGCUGGGGGAAGAAGAAAUCCAUUUGGUAGCAAUGCCGAGUAAGCAGAAAAAGUUCCCCUGUUUUUGGUGCUAUUCAGUGCCCUUUGGUCUGUAUAGUGCUUGUUUACAGAUGUUGAAUAUGAGGUGUCUAUCAAUUGUUUUUGAUCUGGAUGAGACUUUAAUUGUUGCAAAUACAAUGAAGUCGUUUGAGGAUAGAAUUGAGGCUUUGCGGGGUUGGUUUGGACGAGAGAAAGAUCCAAUUCGGUUGUCUGGAAUGUCCGCUGAGAUGAGGAGGUAUAUGGAGGAUCGUGCACUGUUGAAGCAGUACUUGGAGAGUGAUUCUGUUGUUGACGGUGGGAGAGUAUAUAGAGCUCAGCAAGAGGAGGUACUACGAUUAUCUGAAGGGCAAGAGCGUGUAGUUCGGCCAGUCAUAAGGUUGCUGGAAAAGAAUGUGGUCCUUACACGGAUUAAUCCAGAGAAUCGGGAUACCAGCGUGCUUGUUAGAUUACGUCCUGCGUGGGAUGAGUUGAGAACUUAUUUGACGGCGAAAGGUCGGAAAAGGUUUGAAGUAUAUGUUUGCACCAUGGCAGAGAGAGAUUAUGCAUUGGAGAUUUGGAGGCUACUCGACCCAGGGUCACACCUCAUUAAUGCCAAUCAAUUGAUGGACCGUGUUGUAUGUGUCAGAUCAGGGGCCAAGAAGUCUCUACUUACUGUCUUCCAAAAUGGCAUUUGUCAUCCAAAAUUGGCGAUGGUUAUUGAUGACCGAUUAAAAGUGUGGGAAGAUAAAGAUCAGCCUCGUGUUCAUGUUGUCCCUGCUUUCACUCCAUAUUAUGCUCCACAAGCAGAGAUGGCCAAUGCAGUUCCGGUCCUGUGUGUGGCGAGAAAUGUUGCUUGUGAUGUUAGAGGUCGUUUCUUUAGAGAGUUUGAUGAAGGCCUACUCCGAAAGAUCUGUGAGAUCUUCUAUGAAGAUGAGGUUGUAAAUUUACCUUCUGCACCUGAUGUUAGCAACUACUUAAUGUCCGAGGAUACUGGUUUUGCGUCAUCUGGGAAUGUUGCUCCUAUUCCUGAGGGAAUGUACGGGCCUGAAGUUGCACAAAGGUUGAAUCAACAGGACGGAAAAGUUAAUAUGAACUCUGCUCCUGUUUCCAUGAGUACCAAUCCUGAUAUGAAGCCAGGAAGCUCCCAGCUUACGGUUGGAAUUGCUGCAAAUGUACCUGCUCAAUCAGUGAGACCAAUUCAACCUUCGGAAAAACCAAGUUUGCUGGGAGCUCCAUUUAGACGAGAUAACAGCUUUUCUGAAGCUGAUGGUGAUGGGAAAAGAAGGUACCCCAUAUUGAAUCCUAGUCAGGAUAUGAGGUUUCGUGGUUCAGCAGAACCUCCUUUAUUAUCUAUAGUGCCUCAGAAACCAUCCAUACUGCCCAUACCAUCACAGGGUGGUUGGUUGGUUGAAGAUGACCUAAAUAAAGGACAGAUGGGUAGUCGAUCACCUGGAAUUUUUCAAGAAUCUGAUGCUUCAAGGUAUGCUAAACAGAGAGGUCAUCAGAAUUUUCUGAGUCAAGGUGCAACAAGCAUGGUGUUACCGGCAUAUGCAUCUACAGGGAAGAAUGGGGAGGCAAAUUCCAGGCAUGAAAUGCAUAGACAGAAUUCUCUUCAUCAGACAGAGGGUAGAUUCUCUCAACAUCAGUCGUUAUUUAACAACAGAGAAUCUCAGCUAGAAGCAGGGAGAAUGAACUUCUUACCCUCUUUAGCUACGGGGGUGCUGCAAGAAAUUGGACGGCGAUGCAACUCAAAGGUUGAGUUCAGGCCUGUAGUGAGCACAAGCGAGGAAUUGCAAUUUUCAGUUGAGGUCUUCUUCACCGGUGAGAGAGUUGGUGUUGGAAUGGGUAAGACUAGGAAGGAUGCUCAACAACAGGCAGCUGAGAAUGCACUUCGGAACUUGGCUGGUAAAUACAUCUCUUACAUUACAUCUCACCCUCGAGUAGCGGAUAAAGACUUGGAUAAGAUUCCGGUGGAAAAUGAAAAUGGGUUCUUGUGGGACACUGUCAAUCACGUGGAUGAAACUUCAGUGGAGGAUAGAUUACCUCAAGUAAAUGUUUCAGAGGUGGGAGUUAAUAGGGAUGCUGCCCAUGACCGAUCACUUAGUUCUUUGAAAACGUGACUGGCCUUUGGUUUAGGGGGUGGAGGGUGUGCACUGAAACAAAUCUUGGAGAUGAUGGGUUGAGAUUAUUUGGGUUUUUACCCCUCCUUCCUUGAAUUGUGUUGUAUCGAAGUCAGGAGCAGAACAGGGAAUUCUGGAGCUUGUUUACCCACUUGUUCAUCUGGCUAUGUAGGCCAUCCUUCAUGCUUCUUAUUUUGGAGGUAUAAUGGUGGUCUUUAGUUUUAAUUCCACCCCUUCUGUUUCCCAUCACAAUUUUUUUCUCAAGUAACUUCUGCCGGAGUGCUUUCUGCUCCUUUUCUCGUUUGGUUCUAAAAGAUGGUCUACUCCUAACUGGAAUGCUGUAACUUCCAGUAGCUUCUUGUCUCUGUUCUGGGCGAGGAGUUUUGACCAUUUCCUGUUCUUCCUCAGAUGCACCUUGCCUCUGGCUCUUGUUGAGAUUUCCUGAGUUGCUGAAGUAGCAUGUACAGGUAUUUCUGGUGCAAUGAGUCAAAGGGGGAUCAGUUCACCCAGGUAAUCUUAGGGGCCAAUAUAUGUGAUUUUUAUCAUAAGCCAAGUCCCCCCAUCCCCUAAUUUGCUUUAGUCUCUGCACCGGGAUGUCUGUCUUUUAUCUUUUAAGUGCUGAGCUAGUUCUGGAAUGAAGACUUCAUGUUCUUCGUUUAGUAAAUACCAACUUUAGUUAUCUCUUGAUUGUGUAGAAGUCUGUAACUGUCCAAUCCGAAUAAUGUCCAGACAAGGAGGGCUAUUGCCACCUGAGUCAUAUUAUAUUCGGAAGUCCUGCAGCAGUAAUUUUGACUGGUUUCUGCAAAGGGACAGUUUGGUGGCGGGAACAGUCUUCACAACUAUCAAAGUGGCUACUUUUGGGUGGCUUCAUGAUUUUCUCCGAUAUGUUACGGAGAAAAUGAAUUUUGUUUUUCAUUGGAAAAGUGAUUCAUAGAUUUUUUAUACAAGGGCGUUUUUUGGUGCCCUCGUUUCUGCCAUAGUUUGUAAUUAUCUAAUUACCUGCAGUUGAUUUUUAUACCGGGGCUUUUUAUUGCCUUUAAUAGUUUUUGGCUGUUGCAUACCUAUAACAACAUUUGCUCCUAUUUGGUGCAAGACAAAAGUGACCCAGCAAAUCAAAUUUUUGUAUUAUGAAAGAUAAAUGAAAUUUUGAUACUAGAAUUUCAAAAGA